Messenger RNA from Bombina bombina (fire-bellied toad), 2113 nucleotides. It is a transcript of the gene SNIP1, whose product is annotated as Smad nuclear interacting protein 1. Gene Ontology annotation, biological process: miRNA processing. The transcript has 4 exons. Gene Ontology annotation, cellular component: nucleus. The record is from RefSeq and is a predicted model, not a curated record. Gene Ontology annotation, molecular function: protein binding; mRNA binding. NCBI's taxonomy places the organism in Eukaryota, Metazoa, Chordata, Amphibia, Anura, Bombinatoridae. Bases 138 to 1244 code for a protein of 368 amino acids.
CCUUGCUUCGAAAACCAACAACUAGAACGCUGCCAGUUUCCGGUCUUCUGAAGCGGAAAUACUAGUGCUAGCAAGUAGUCGGCUCUGUGGGGUUUUCGCUGGUGUUUUUAAGUAAUUCGUAAGAAUAAUCCUUGGGGAUGAAGGAGCUAAAGGAAGAAGAGGGACGCAGGAAACGCAGAUCGCAAAGCUCUGAGAUGGUACGGAUAAAGGAGGAAAGGAUUAGCCCUGUCAGGGGACACAGACACCGUCAAAGUCCCAGCGAAUCUCCCCAGGAACAUCAUAAAGGUCGCAGGAGAAGCAGAUCACCAUCAAAACGAAAAAACAAGUCUAACAAACGGAGCAAAUCCCCUAAAAGAAAGAAGCAUCAGAGCAAUAGCAGGAGUCCUUCUUCUCCCAUAGCAGUUAAAAUAAAACAGGAAAAAGAUGAACACUCACGCAAGGCAUAUGACGACAGACAACCUAGGGACAGAUGGGAAGAGGAACACCGAAGGGACCGGCACAGGGAUCACACAGACAGAGAUCGUGAUAAUCAAAGACACAGAAACAGAGACCGAGAGGAAGAGCAGCUUAGACAACAGAGAGAAGAGAGGGAAUUUAAUGAUCACCGCAGGAGAGAGAAGCGUCAGCGUAAUGAGGAAGGAGGCGGAGAAUCCGAGAAUAAUGAAACAAAUGAUUCUAAUACCCAGGAGCCAGCUAAUAAAGAGAAACCCAACUUUGCGUUAUCUGGGGCAUUGCUUGAAGAUACAAACACUUUUAGAGGUGUUGUAAUAAAAUACAGUGAACCGCCAGAAGCACGCACUCCAAAGAAACGCUGGCGCCUCUAUCCUUUUAAGAAUGAUGAGGUACUUCCUGUAAUGUACAUUCAUCGGCAGAGUGCAUAUCUCCUAGGCAGACAACGGCGUAUUGCGGACAUACCAAUAGAUCAUCCAUCUUGUUCAAAACAGCAUGCUGUAUUACAGUAUAGAAUGGUUUCUUUUACUCGUGCCAAUGGGACACCUGGAAGGCGAGUGAGGCCUUAUAUUAUAGACCUUGGUUCUGGGAAUGGCACCUACCUGAAUAACCAACGUAUUGAUCCCCAGAGGUACUAUGAGCUAAAGGAAAAAGAUGUGCUUAAAUUUGGGUUCAGUACUAGGGAAUAUGUGGUCCUUCAUGAAACUUCUGAUACUUCUGAAGUGGACAAGAAACAGGAUGAAGAGGAUGAGAUAGACGACGAAGAGGAGGAGGAGGAGGAAACAGACAGCUAGCAAGCUGAAAACAAUAUUUGAAAAGACUUCAUAAAAUAUUUUCCAAAAAAGCCAGAAUGUUUUCAUCUUGAUGAGAUCUGUAUUGCUGGCCUUUCUCAGAGAAAAUUAACUUGAAUUAAUUGCAUAAACAGCGGAUUUUUACAGAUGUUUCCUCAGUACAAGUGGUAUAUAUUAUUUUUUUUUAUUUUUUAAAUUGGAAUUCCACUUAGUAUUAAAGUGAACUAAUGAUAACGAUAGACUUGGCUUUGACUGGUUUAUGCAAUACUUUCCUGUAUUUCAUAUAUAUGGAUUUUCAUGAGUUAUUUGAGGCUGGGCAUUAAGUAGUUUUCAAAAGUCUGAUUCUUUGUGAGUGAAUUUCUGUGGCAUCUAAUUUAUCUGCUGAAUUUAUAUUUACAUAUUUCUGAGUCACAAAAAUAGUUCACCUGCCAAAGUAGUACUAAAUGUAAUGGUUUUAAGUUUUGCUGUUUUGUAUAUUAUGUAUAUAUUUUUGAUGUCCAGCCUGUAAGCUUCACUAUUUGGUGAGUACAUUCCCUAUGUGCUGUAUAUUUAACCACCAUAUAGAAAUUUUUAUAUUUCGUUAGAUUUUUUUUUUUUUUAAUAAGCCAUGUCAUAGUGAAAACUAAAAAUGAGUAAAAUCAACCCUUAAACUUAACAGUUCAUAAAGAGGCUGAAAAUAAAGACUGAAUACACAUGUUCUUGUAAUAUAUUUAUAUAUUGGCUACAUAUACAGAAUUCAUGAACAAAUGUUCUGUAUACACUCCCGCCUUUUUCUUUUUUUAACACCUGAAAAGGUUGGGGCAUUCGCUGAGGUAUUUGUGAAUGUAUUUGGUCUCUGUGUAUUGUAAAAUAAACAGUCUAUUAUAUUAGAA